This is a messenger RNA of Pyricularia pennisetigena, 2043 nucleotides long. RefSeq lists its product as uncharacterized. Gene Ontology annotation, biological process: transmembrane transport. The transcript is spliced from 6 exons. The record is from RefSeq and is a predicted model, not a curated record. NCBI's taxonomy places the organism in Eukaryota, Fungi, Ascomycota, Sordariomycetes, Magnaporthales, Pyriculariaceae. Gene Ontology annotation, molecular function: myo-inositol:proton symporter activity. The coding region runs from base 1 to 2043 and encodes 680 amino acids. Gene Ontology annotation, cellular component: membrane.
AUGCCGCCUCCGAGAGUGGAUGAUGAGGCCCCCAUGCCUCCAGAAGUCAGCGGCAUUGACUCCUCUGGCCCAAGAAGGUCCAGCAGUGGCAGUACAGCUGCUACUUACAACAACACCGAGAAAAGCGGAGCCGUUUCCGGGCAGGGCGGUGUCAUCUCCAACCAGAUCGCGGGUCAGCAGAAGGCGACAGUUGGGGCCUUGCUCAAGAACCCCUUGGCUGGAUUGACAGACGCUCAGAUCAUUGCCGACGCAGACCGCUUUGUCGAGGAGAAGGGCUUAACUGAGCACCGUGAUGCCUUUAGAAAAGGCGCCAUGCUCGCCAAGGUGCAAAACAACGAGACGGGAUUUGAGCAACUAGACCUCAUCACUGAACAGGAGAAGGAAACCCUUCGCAAGGAGGUCAAGAACAGAUGGCACCAGCCGUUCAUGCUAUACUUUCUUUGUUCCCUGUGUGCAGGAAGUGCCAUCGUGCAAGGAAUGGAUCAAACGGCCGUCAAUGGAGCGCAGGAGUUCUACUAUGAGACAUUCGACAUCAAUGAUGACCUUAUGCGCGGCCUACUGAACGGAGCCCCUUACCUCUGCUCUGCCUUGAUUGGUUGCUGGACGAACCCUAUCCUGAACAAGUGGACUGGACGAAGGGGCACGAUCUUCAUCUCUUGCUUUAUAUCUACUGUGACUGGUUUCUGGAUGGCAGCAGCCGAUACUUGGUACAACCUUCUUAUCGCUCGAUUCGCCCUUGGUUUUGCCGUUGGUGCCAAGUCCAGCACCACUCCCGUCUACUCUGCCGAAUGUACACCAAAGGCCAUCAGGGGUGCACUUACUAUGCAGUGGCAGAUGUGGACCGCGUUUGGUAUCAUGUUGGGCUUUGUCGCUUCGGUGGCCUUUGCGAAUGUUGACUUCCUCGGCGAGAACACCCAGUGGCGUUGGAUGCUGGCGUCGACCUCGAUCCCUCCCUUCCUCGUCAUGAUCCAGGUUUACUUUUGCCCGGAGAGUCCCAGAUGGUACAUGGAGCGAGGUGAAUUUACCAAGGCAUAUUCGGCUGUACGCAGACUGCGGUACCUUGAAUGCCAGGCCGCGCGAGACAUGUACUACGCCUACAAGCUCCUGGAAAUCGAGCAAGCGCAGCGCGAAGGCCGCAAUCUGCUCAAGGAGUUUUUCACCGUCCGCCGUAACCGCCGCGCCGCUCAGUCGUCAUGGUUUGUCAUGUUCAUGCAACAAUUCUGCGGAGUCAACGUCAUUGCUUACUACUCGACGGCGAUUUUCCAAAACGCUGGCUUUUCACGCAAUGAGGCGCUUCUAACUUCUUUGGGUGGCGGAGCAAUCAACUUUUUGUUUGCAAUCCCAGCCAUAUACACCAUUGAUACCUUUGGGCGACGCAACCUACUUCUCGUUACCUUCCCGCUCAUGGCUCUCAUGUUGUUCUUUACCGGCUUCUCAUUCCUCAUACCCGAAUCUAAUCCGGCGCGCCUCGGUUGCAUUGCCACUGGUAUCUACCUUUUCAUGAUGGUUUACUCACCCGGAGAGGGCCCUGUUCCUUUCACCUACUCUGCAGAGGCUUUCCCGCUGCACAUCCGCGACAUCGGUAUGAGUAGCGCUACUGCUAUCACUUGGGGCUUCAACUUCAUCAUCUCCUUCUCCUGGCCUGCGCUCGAGACUGCCUUUGGUCCUACUGGUGCUUUCUGCUGGUACGCGGGAUGGAACAUCUUUGGCUGGAUAUUUGCGUACUUCUUGCUGCCCGAAACCAAGAACCUCACCCUUGAGGAGCUCGACGUGGUCUUUGGAGUGAGCAACCGCGACCACGCCAAGUACUACACGGAUAAGUUGCCGUGGUACUUGAAGAAGCACAUCCUGCGCCAGGACGUCGACCACUUCCCGCCGCUGUACCAGAUGGCCGAGGACGAGGACUUGGCCGAGGCUCCGGCAGCCGCCAAGGUCGACGAAAAGGUUGAGGACAAGCAGACGCAGCCUGUGACGAGCCCCAGGCUUGGGGUUGAACACGCUGAAGAGCCUUCCGUCCCUGGGGAUGACAAGGUGGGCAGGUAA